AUGCUAUGGAAUUCCUACAUGAUCAAUCCUCUUCUUCUUCUAAGAAGCCACCUAGCCCCUCUUGAAAGGCAGCGUCUCGAUUCGUCUCGAAUUUUGACAUGCAUCAUACGAGGAUUUGCUAACACCCUCACGAUACCUGCUUCUCUUCCCAUUCUACCUCGUGUCCGCAGCAAUCUUCCUUCCGCAUUAACCAUAAUCUCUCGUCAGUCAUCACGACGCGCCGGUACACGGUUCAAUUCUAGAGGGAUCGACGAUGAUGGGAAUGUCGCCAAUUUUGUAGAAACGGAAGUUAUUUUUUGGAGCCCUCCAGGAAUCACCUUUUCCUACGUUCAAGUUCGCGGUUCAGUUCCUAUUUUCUGGGAGCAAACUGCAGGGUUUCUUCCAGGGCAGCAGAAGAUUGAAGUGACACGCUCGACAGAGGCAACAUGGCAUGCCUUCAGGAAACAUUUCGAAACUCUCCGAUUGGAAUAUGGAGCAGUCCACGUCGUCAAUCUCCUCAGUGCGCUCAAAUCCGGGGAAGCAGAGCUCUCUGCGAAGUUUCGUGAGCACAUAGCAGAGACAUUCAAAAAAAGAAAUUCCUUGGACGCACCGGCCGAGAAUAGCCUUCUACGACUAACUGAAUUCGAUUUCAACGUCCAAUCUCAGGGUCCGCUGGGGUAUGGUGCUGCUGAUAAAAUUAGACAUGAGCUCAUAAACUCUUCGAAUGGUUUUGCGUACUUCUUAUCCGACGACUCUGGUACAGCAGAUUCCACGUAUGCGGAGAAGGGCAGAAUGUCAUCUGUGGUUUUACAGCAGGAGGGCGUCUUUCGGACAAACUGUCUAGAUUGUCUUGACAGGACCAACCUUGUGCAGUCCAUUAUCAGCUCAAUGGCUUUUGAAUCAUUCAUUUCUCAGCAAGGAGGAAGAAUGAGUUCGGAUAUUCAAAUGAGACACUCCACUCUCUGGGCUGACAAUGGAGAUGCCCUAUCAAAAAUUUACGCCGGCACAGGUGCUCUCAAGAGCUCUUUUACACGGCAUGGGAAGAUGUCGCUAGCAGGAGCACUUGCGGAUGCGCGCAAGAGUGCCACUCGACUAUACGUCAACAAUUUUACCGACAAGGCAAGACAGAAGACGAUCGAUCUUCUAUUAGGCAGAUUGGCCAAUCAAGUACCUGUGCCUCUCUACGAUCCGAUUAAUGACAUGGUUUCCGAGGAGUUGGGUCGUCGCGCCCCAGAAUAUUCUUUUACUAAAUCGAUAAGGAUAUGGAUCGGCACUUUCAAUGUAAAUGGGCGCAAUGAGGGCCCGGAUUGUGACCUUACACCUUGGUUAUUCCCUGAAUCAAACCAACAUUAUGACGAUCCAACUGUCUUUGCUGUUGGAUUCCAGGAAAUUGUGGAACUCAGCCCUCAACAGAUAAUGUCUACUGACCCCAGUCCACGCAAAAUAUGGGAACAAUCUGUGAACAGCUGCUUAAACAACCGUGCGAGGUCAAGAGGGAGUGGGAAGUAUGUACUCUUGCGGAGCGGCCAGCUUGUUGGGGCUGCUCUUUUAAUCUAUGUGAAAGAGGAAGCUCUCGCAGAGAUCAAGAAUGUUGAAGGGGGCGUUGUAAAAACGGGCCUGUCUGGAAUUGCCGGCAAUAAAGGUGGAUGUGCUAUCCGAUUUGACAUUUCAAAUACUAGGAUAUGUUUCAUUACUGCGCAUCUUGCAGCUGGAUUUGCAAAUUAUGAUGAAAGAAACAGCGACUAUGAAACCAUACGGCAUGGCCUCAGAUUUCAAAAAAACAGGUCAAUAGAAGACCAUGAUUCUAUUGUAUGGCUCGGUGACUUCAACUACAGAAUUGGGCUCAGCAAUCAUAGGGUCAGGGAGCUUAUUUCGCAAAAGGACUACAGGAAACUUUAUGAAAAUGACCAGUUGAACUUGCAGAUGAUUGCUGGCGCAGCCUUCCGGUUCUAUUCCGAAGGUCCUAUUGUCUUCCCUCCAACAUACAAAUAUGACAUCGGAAAAAAUGAAUAUGAUACGUCUGAGAAAAGCCGUGUUCCAGCAUGGUGUGAUAGAAUAUUGUGGAGAGGAGCAAACCUUCGCCAAACGCAUUAUAAUGCCGCAGAUCUACGGUUCUCUGACCAUCGGCCUGUUUGCGCUCUUUUUGAUUGCAAUAUCAAUGUUGUUGAUGAGAGCCUGAAGGAUAAGCUUCGGCGGAAUCUUUAUGACGAACAACAGCGUCUUUCUGGUACUCUUGCAGAUGCAAAUAAACCUACAGAUGCAGAGAACGGUGAUGUAGCGUCGCCGAGGUCAAUUGCUCCUGGAUCUGCACCAGCAAGUUCAGACCAUUAUAAAUGGUGGUUAAAGGAAGGUGCACCGGCGAGGUCGGCAAUGACGCCGCCGGCAACGGGUUUGGUUCCGAAUAUCCAUCGCAAAUCUAAUCCUUUCUCCUUGAAUGGAGGAGCUGACUGGAUUCCAAAAUCUCCCUCAAUUGGUAAUCCUAGAGAUAUGCAUAUUAAUGAUCGUCUACAAAGACCACCGUUGCCUCCAAGACGUGGAACGAAAGAGUCACAGGCGCAUCAAGCUAGGUUGGUAAGAGAAAGCGCAGGUCAGUCACAACUCGGCGAAACAGAAACUGGUACCACUUCGCCUGUCAGCGUAUCUAGCGGUCGAAAGUUACCACCACCAGUUCCGCGAAAGCCUGACUCAUUCAAUUCCAAGCGAAAUAUUGACACCAUGUCGGUCUCAAAAUCGAGUAAACCUGUAACUACUCGUCUAGUACAAAAUUUCGACGCCCAGUCUGCGAAGUCUCGGUCAACAAAUUCCUCCAUACGUGGUGACAAGGAACGCACUAGUCCUCUGGUGGAAGGCAAUCAUCAAGGCUCGCUGAAAGAACCAGGGAUAUUAGGACCACUGCCAAGUAGAACCAAGCGCCCCCUUGGCGGUCUGCCGGCCAAACCGACAUUGGAAAAUCGUGAUAGUUCAGAGGAUCUGCUUGGUGACGGAGGUGACAAAAUUGAAUGGAAAUCUCUCCUCCCUUGA
Molecule: messenger RNA, 3000 nt
Organism: Monascus purpureus
Lineage: Eukaryota; Fungi; Ascomycota; Eurotiomycetes; Eurotiales; Aspergillaceae
Source: the annotation of a GenBank genome assembly